Molecule: messenger RNA, 1901 nt
Organism: Mollisia scopiformis
Lineage: Eukaryota; Fungi; Ascomycota; Leotiomycetes; Helotiales; Mollisiaceae
Product: FAD binding domain-containing protein
Exons: 2
Coding region: 1-1788 (595 amino acids)
Molecular function (GO): oxidoreductase activity; FAD binding
Source: RefSeq, a predicted model, not a curated record
AUGCUUCUCUUUAAAGUAACCCUUCUAUUUUCCCUCUUCGCCUUGGCCCCAGCAGCACCUACCUUCAAUGAUCCCGGGUACAAUUGUCGACCUGGGCAAAGCUGCUGGCCAUCUUGGCAGCAAUGGCAACAAUUGAACCAUACACUCGAUGGCCAUUUGUACCAAACAAUUCCAAUGGGUGCACCUUGCUAUCCGAAUUCACCAGACUACGACCCAACAGCUUGUGCAAGUGUGGAAAGCAACUACACUGAUGGAAUCUCUCGAGGAGCCUAUUAUGGACAGACGUAUUGGCCAAAUUGGGAAGCUUGCGGGUCAUCCGGCUGUUCCCUAUUGACAUCCGAUCCAGCAGAUACGCUGUAUCCCACAUGCUCUCUCGGACGACUUGCAACAUACUACGUUGAUGUCCGAAAUGCAUCGCAUAUUUCAACAGCUCUGAAAUUUGCACAGUCGCACAAUAUUCGUGUCAGUGUCAAGAACACAGGCCAUGACUUCUUUGGGCGCUCAUCAGUUCCCAACUCCCUAGCCAUUUGGACACACAAUUUGAAGAAUUUGGACUUCUAUCAGAACUUCACUGCAUCAAAUUGCCCUUCAGCAAAUGGACAAAAUGUUGGCGAGAUGGGAGCUGGAGUCAUCGCUGGUGAUGCAUAUCGUUUCUUCGGUUCGCAUGGGAUGGACGUCACUGGUGGAUAUGAAGAAUCCGUCGGUAUCGCGGGCGGGUUCGGUCAGGGAGGUGGAGUUGGCGAUUUUACCACCACGUACGGCUUGAUGGUGGACAAUGCAGUCGAAUUCGAGGUCGUUACUGCGGAUGGCCAGGUGCGCAUUAUCAACGAAUGCAAUGAUCCAGACCUUUUUUGGGCAAUGCGAGGUGGAGGUGGAGGCACCUUUGCCGUUCUCACCAAGUUCCGAGUUCAGGUCUAUCCAUCGGUGCCCAUUCACACUUACAACUUUGUGGCAUCCUUCACCGGUACCAACGUUUCCCAACAAGAAGCUCUUCGCACAGUCCUAACGGCCCAUGCCAAUCACCAGAUCGAGUGGUCUGCCGAGCUUAUAACAGGACAAGGCGAUUACUUCCCCAACGGAGUAUCAAUGGAUAUCGUCUUACCCUACAACGACGACGGCUCCAAACUGAAGAACGCAACUGCAGCCUUCGCUCAGUUCGUCAGCGACCUACCGAACGUCAAUAUCGCGCAAAACAACUACACCACCUACGCAACCUACGUCGACUACCUGUCAUAUAGCAUCGCGGACGCCAAGGCCACCGAACCGGCAGGUAUUUUCUCCCUCCUCGCAUCCCGCCUCAUGCCUCGACAGCUCUUUACUGCGCCCGAGAGCGUAGAUUCCCUCGUCGACGGCGUGAUCACUGGUAUCGAAACAGCUCGUACAUACCUGAACCGUACCGCUGCACAAAUCGUUUUCGAAACACCCAUCAGUACACCAGACCUUGACCACAAAACAUCUGCACUCCCCGCCUGGCGAGAGGCUUUAUGGCACGUCAUCCACGUCGGAGAAUGGGAGGAGCCGCUCUCACCAACGGAUCUCGAGGCUACGACAGAGGGAUUCUUGGAGAUGCUGGAGCCGUUGAAGGAGUUGACGCCGAGUGGAGGUGCGUAUUUUAAUGAGGCGCAUUAUGGGGAGCCGGAGUGGGAGGAAACUUUCUUUGGGAGCAAUUAUGAGAGGUUGGUGGAGGUUAAGGGGAGGUAUGAUCCGACGCAUUUGUUUGAUUGUUGGAAGUGUGUUGGGUGGAGAGGGGAGAAUGAUCCAUUUUAUUCUUGCUAUCAGAAAUGGUAGUAGCUGCGUUCCAACCCUUUUAAUGUUGGAAAUAGACUUGGAGCUAGGAUGCUAGAUUCUUUAUUUUAGAGAACGUGAGGCUACAGCGAAGAGACACGAAGCGGUUUAUAGAU